AUGUUCCGUUGUGAUUAUCAAAAACGUGAAUACUUCGAAACUUCUUCGUUACAUGGUGUACCAUAUAUAGCCGAAAAAGGUCGUCCAUUUCGUGAAAAGUUUUUAUGGUUUUGUUUUGUAUUGGCUGGAAUAAUAACAACUUUAAUUAUUAUAUCCAGUUUAUGGGAAAAAUUUCAAACUAAUCCAACUAUUACGGGCUUAGAUACAGAUUUUCAUAGUUGGAAAAUUAAAUUUCCAGCAAUUACAAUAUGUGAUGCAAAUUCAGCAAAUCCUGCAUUAAUUGAAGCAUUGUUAACCAGCGAAGGGCUAAAUAAAUCAAUGGAUGAAUAUGAUUACAAGUUCAGUUUUUAUAAUACUUUAGCAUCGUUAUCAUACUCGACUAUUAAAACGAUAAAAAAUUUUACUAAUAAUCUGAAUCUACCGCAAAACAAUUUUCAAAAAAUAUUAUUUGAUAUUUACGCAUCAUGUAACGAUGUCUAUCAGGGAUGCGAAUUUCUAGGUAAAUCUACGCAAUGCUGCAAAUGGCCAGAAGGUUUAUUUCCAGUAUUUACAGAAUAUGGCCUGUGUCAUUCAUUCAAUUCAAAGAAAUCAAUGCGAGAAUGGCCUGGUUUAUGGUUAGGGGUUCCGGGUUCGAAAUUAAUUUUUAUUCACACCGAAGAGGAAAUUCCCACCAUGGAUAUGCCACCACAAUUAGAAUGGGAAUUUUCUAUAUAUAAAUUAGAAUUUUCUAUAAAAGAAACAUAUACGACAGAAAAUGCAAGGCAAUUAUCAAUACAUCAACGAAAAUGCGUAUUUCCCGAUGAAAUUCAAAUAAAAAGUGAACCCGGAAAUAUUUAUACGUACAAUGCAUGUACCAGACAAUGUCGAAUUGAUUUAGCUCUGCAUUAUUGUGGCUGUAUACCAUUUUUCUACGCGCCAAUAGAGGGCGUAAAAUUUUGUACUUUGAAAGGAUUAGGAUGUAUAGCCGAUAAAAGUGAACAAAUAUUAGAUUCGAAGAAAUGUCAUUGUGAGUUGGGAUGUUUCAACAUAGUUUAUGAAGUUGAAAAAUUAAUGGACGCAGUUUUAAAAAUAAAAUUAACAUCAUUACCAAUGAUACGGUACAAGCGAGAAGUUAUUUUUGGAUGGGUGGAUUUAUUAGUAUCUUUUGGUGGUAUAGCUGGUUUAUUUCUGGGAUUUAGUUUAUUGUCUGGCGUGGAAAUUAUAUAUUAUUUUACAAUUCGUACCUUUUGUAUGGUACAUCGUAACAAAUAUGAAUUGAAACAGUACGAACGUGAAAAUGCCCGUAUACAUAUGCCCAAUUACGAUUUGAGUUUGGUACCAUAUUUUAUAAAACCGUUUGAACCAGGAAAUGGUAUAAAAAUUUUACAAAAAGAGAAAAAAAUUAACUCUACUUAUCAACAAGGAUUUUAUCCAACCAAUUUAAACAAAAUACAACCAAUUAAUGUAAUGAAUAACAAGCCACCUCCAAGUUAUUCGAAGGUAGUUUGGGAGAGUCGCAAUCCACCAUUUGGAGUUGAAUACUUACCGUAAAUUGUAGUUUAAGUGUAAAUAAUCUCAAAUCAAAAAGCCAAUUGUAUACAGUGAUGAGAAAAGUUCAUCAACCAUCAAAUUACUUG
Chrysoperla carnea is the source of this 1616-nucleotide messenger RNA. Its product is annotated as sodium channel protein Nach-like. Bases 1 to 1530 code for a protein of 509 amino acids. The transcript has 10 exons. The record is from RefSeq and is a predicted model, not a curated record. Gene Ontology annotation, cellular component: membrane. NCBI's taxonomy places the organism in Eukaryota, Metazoa, Arthropoda, Insecta, Neuroptera, Chrysopidae. Gene Ontology annotation, biological process: sodium ion transmembrane transport. Gene Ontology annotation, molecular function: ligand-gated sodium channel activity.